UCGUAUGCCAGAAAAAGCUGUUCCUUCUUGACCUUUCAGUUGCAUGCACGCCACAUAUUUCACUUACGUAAGGCUGUGUUUUCAUUCUUGAGUAGAGAUACAGCUACAAAGAUGUCCUUUUACAAAAACUCAGAGGGCGCCCAAAUUGGAAUCACUGCUGCUUUCUGCUUCUUGGUAAUUGUGGACCUCAUCGGCAAUACCUUGGUUUGCCUGGUAGUUUACCGUAACCGAAUAAUGCGCACCCCAAUGAACUAUCUUUUGGUCCACCUUGCGGCUUCGGAUAUAACUGUAGCGAUUUUCAUCGCGGCGCGCUUUAUCUUCCCCCUGCUGUUGGAGCAUCCGAAGGGAAGAGCCGGUGACGUGGUUUGCCAAUUGUUCACAGGGGGAGCAUUCAUAUGGGUCGGAGCCCUCGUCUCCGCUUUCUCCCUCGUCUUCAUAGCGCUGGAGCGCUAUCUCGCCAUUAAAUUCCCCUACGACGUGCGUAAGCGGGUAACGACCGCCAAAUUAAAAUGUGUUGUUGUAUUCAGCUGGGCGUUCGCCGCAUUAUGGAACUUACCCCUUUUCCUGUAUGCACGUUACGACCCUGUUAGCGAGUCCUGCCGGUUCAAAUGGCCCACAGCGACUAUCACGCAAGUUCACAGCCCACUAAGCGCCGUAAUGUACGGCGUCCUACCGAUUUCCAUCAUGAGUUACUUGUAUUCUAAGCUGGUUUACAAGCUGUGGUUUCGUCCUUUGGUUACCUCGACCAUGGUCCAACAGAGCAAGCUACGUUACACCAGAAAGUCUGCUCGGAUAGUGGUCACCGUAAGCGUGGUUUACUCGAUCUGUUGGAUACCCAACCUGGUAGUGUACGUCAUCUCUUCAUUCAGCACACAGCAACUGUACUCCGCCGUACACAUGACAAGCAUCGUCUUGGUCACUCUUAAUUCAGCUAUCAAUCCUGUGUUAUACAGCUGGCAGAGUGACCGUUUCAGGAGGCAUAUGCUGGCGCUGCUACCGUUUGGUUGCUCCAGCAGGCCGUGUCGAGUACCCCCCGCGGUUAUACCGGAAGGGAAUGCUUCGACUAAGGCCUCACGUCCUAUACAGAUUAUUCCGCUUGUAGGUAGGGGCCCUGUCGCUUGAACAUUAUAACACAGUAAGACCCAUGGGGGCUGUACACCCAUUGAACGCUUGCCACUGUUCCUUAACCUUGUAGAAUGACUAGGAGACUAAUUCUGUCUACAGUAUCUCUCUAAAGUCAAUUUUCGGGUCGUGAGAAGAAAGAUGAUCGCCAUUUAAUGAGGAUCUUGAUUGUUAAACAAAUUCUCUUUGUCAGCAUCUUAGGAAAUUCAGAGAGCAGUAUAGA
Pocillopora damicornis (cauliflower coral) is the source of this 1345-nucleotide messenger RNA. RefSeq names its product QRFP-like peptide receptor. Gene Ontology annotation, cellular component: membrane. Lineage: Eukaryota; Metazoa; Cnidaria; Anthozoa; Scleractinia; Pocilloporidae. Gene Ontology annotation, molecular function: G protein-coupled receptor activity. Gene Ontology annotation, biological process: G protein-coupled receptor signaling pathway. The record is from RefSeq and is a predicted model, not a curated record.